This is a messenger RNA of Gilbertella persicaria, 2999 nucleotides long. RefSeq lists its product as uncharacterized. Gene Ontology annotation, molecular function: oxidoreductase activity. The coding region runs from base 44 to 2788 and encodes 914 amino acids. The record is from RefSeq and is a predicted model, not a curated record. NCBI's taxonomy places the organism in Eukaryota, Fungi, Mucoromycota, Mucoromycetes, Mucorales, Choanephoraceae. The transcript has 4 exons.
UCUUUUUCUUUUCUUUUCUUCACUCUUUUCUUACUUUAUAGUCAUGACUAAAGAUAUUCGCUUUGAUGGAAAAGUCGCCAUUGUCACUGGUGCUGGUGGAGGUUUGGGUAAAGCCUAUGCUCUCUUUUUUGCUAAGCGUGGUGCCAGCAUUGUCGUAAAUGACCUCGGCGUAUCUCAUACGGGUGACGGUUCUAGCUCUAAAGCUGCUGACGUCGUUGUAGAAGAAAUUCAAAAGUUAGGUGGUAAAGCCGUUGCCAACUACAAUUCGGUCACUGAUGGCGACAAGAUCGUCGAAACUGCCAUGAAAGCCUUUGGACGCGUGGAUAUCAUCAUUAACAACGCUGGUAUUCUUCGUGACAAGUCCUUUGCUCGUAUGACAGAUGCAGAUUGGGACCUUAUUCACGCUGUUCACGUCAAAGGCUCUUAUGCUGUGACUAAGGCUGCUUGGCCUAUCAUGAGAAAGCAAAAAUAUGGUAGAAUUAUCAUGACUGCUUCUGCUGCUGGUCUUUAUGGUAACUUUGGUCAAGCUAACUAUAGUGCUGCUAAACUUGCUCUUGCUAGUUUCAGUAACUCUUUAGCUAAAGAAGGUGCCAAAGAUAAUAUCCAUUGUAACACAAUUGCUCCUAUGGCUGCUUCUAGAAUGACCGAAACUGUCUUACCUCCUGAAAUUCUUGCUUCUCUUAAACCUGAAUUUGUAACACCUGUUGUUGGUUAUCUCUGUCAUGAAGAUACUGAAGAUAAUGGUGGUGUUUUUGAAGUAGGUGGUGGUUUUGUUUCUAAAUUAAGAUGGGAACGCUCUGCUGGUGCUGUUUUUAAGGCAGACGAGUCCUUCACACCCGCUGCUGUGGGUGCCAAAUGGAACGAAGUCACUGAUUUUGAAAAAGCCAAUGAAUAUCCUACCUCUGUCAUGGACACUGACUUCUUGGCCCUUCUGGAACGUGCUAAACAAGCAGAUGCUAAUCCCAAGGCUGAACCUUUAAGAUUUGAUGGUCAAGUAGCCAUUGUUACCGGUGCUGGUGGUGGUCUUGGUAAGGCCUAUGCUUUGCUCUUUGCCAAAUUGGGUGCCUCUGUUGUCGUGAACGAUCUUGGUGGAUCUGCUACUGGUCAAGGUGCUGAUAGUCGCGCUGCUGAUCUUGUUGUGGACGAAAUCCGUAAAGCAGGCGGUAAGGCCGUUGCUAAUUAUGACUCUGUGGAAGACGGUGAAAAAGUCGUAGAAACUGCUUUGAAGGCCUUUGGUCGUGUUGAUAUCAUUGUCAACAAUGCUGGUAUUCUUCGCGAUAAGUCCUUUGCUCGUAUGACAGAUGCUGAUUGGGACCUUGUUCAUCGAGUUCACUUGAGAGGCACCUACAAAGUUAUCAAGGCUGCCUGGCCUCAUUUUGUCAAGCAAAAGUACGGUCGUAUCAUCAACACUGCCUCUGCUGUUGGUUUGUAUGGUAAUUUUGGUCAGACAAACUACAGUGCUGCCAAACUUGGUAUUGUGGGCCUUACUCGUACCUUGGCUCUUGAGGGGCAAAGCAAGAACAUCAUUGCCAAUGUCAUUGCUCCUAAUGCAGGCACUCGUAUGACAGCUACAGUGAUGCCUCCUGAAAUGGUUGAAGCCUUUAAGCCUGAAUAUGUUGCUCCACUUGUUGCUUAUUUGGGUCAUAACAGUAACGAAGAAACCGGCGGUAUCUUUGAAGUUGGUAGUGGUUGGGUUGCUCAAGUACGUUGGCAAAGAACAGGUGGUGUUGGCUUCCCUGCCAACCGUGAAUUGACACCUGAACAAGUCGCUCAAGCCUGGUCUAAGGUCAUUGACUUUGAAGAUGGCCGUGCUACAAAUCCCAACAGUACUCAAGAUUCUUUCCAAGGUUUUAUGGAAAACUUUAGUAAUGUAACUGAAGAAAACAAGUCAAAAGAAGAAAAAGGCGGCCUUGAUGUUGAAGCUGCCAAGAAACUCGAAUUUGAAACACUUGAAUUUACUUAUGGUGAGCGUGAAGCUAUCUUAUAUGCCUUGGGUGUAGGUUGCAAGCGUACAGAUACCCGCUUUGUCUAUGAAAACGAUGCUAACUUUAGUGUCUUGCCUACCUUUGGUGUCAUUCCUUCUUUCACUGCUAUGAACUCUGUGCCUUUUGAUGAAUUCCUUCCCAAUUUCAAUCCUAUGAUGUUGUUGCACGGCGAACAAUUCUUGUCGCUCAAGAAACCUAUUCCUACCAGUGGGACAUUAAAAUCCAAGGCUCGUUUGAUUGAUAUUUUGGAUAAGGGUAAAGGUGCUUCUGUCAUUAUUGGCGUCACUACCACCGAUGAAUCAGGUGAAGUUGUGUUUGAAAACGAAUUCACUUUGUUUAUUCGUGGCAGUGGUGGCUUUGGUGGUAACUCCAAGGGUGCUGAUCGCGGUGCUGCUACGGCCACAAAUGCUGUUCCUAAUCGUAAACCCGAUGCUGUUGUAACUGAAAAGACACAUGAAGAUCAAGCUGCUCUCUAUCGUUUGAGUGGUGAUUAUAAUCCUUUGCAUAUUGACCCUGAAAUGUCUUCUAUGGGCGGCUUUGAUGUUCCUAUCCUCCAUGGUCUUUGUUCAUUUGGUAUUUCUGGUAAACAUGUAUUGAAGACCUUUGGUAACAAUGAUCCCGAGACAUUCAGUAACAUCAAGGCGCGAUUUGCCAAGCAUGUCUUCCCUGGUGAAACACUUGAAACUUCCAUGUGGAAGGAAGGCAACAAGGUUAUUUUCCAGACCCGUGUUGUUGAGCGUGAUGUGAUUGCUAUUUCAAAUGCUGCAGUUGAACUCAAGAAUGCUCGUGAUAGCAAAUUGUAAAUAAAUGAAAAAAUGAUAAUAAACAUACAGUAUCCAAAGAUGGGUAUUUGCAAAACUUUGGGAUCAUUCUCUAUUUCAGAAUGUAUGUAAAUCAUUAGCAUGUAAAGUGUCACAAAAAGAAGCAAUAGGAGAACUGUAAUGACGACAACGAGAAUGGAAAACUCGGGAAAUGUAUGCUUUUUUUUAAAAAAAAAGUCAGUGGAAAAACCCC